This is a messenger RNA of Leishmania mexicana MHOM/GT/2001/U1103, 1857 nucleotides long. RefSeq lists its product as hypothetical. The record is from RefSeq and is a predicted model, not a curated record. Lineage: Eukaryota; Euglenozoa; Kinetoplastea; Trypanosomatida; Trypanosomatidae. Gene Ontology annotation, molecular function: protein binding; cis-regulatory region sequence-specific DNA binding. Gene Ontology annotation, cellular component: nucleus. Bases 1 to 1857 code for a protein of 618 amino acids. The transcript has a single exon.
AUGCCCUCGUCAAGCCCGUCGCUCGGUCCAGUCUUUGAAGCCAUCACGCCGCGCUUGUGGGCUCGCUACCUUCAGCGAUACCUCGAUGUGCCAGAGCUGCUUACGCUUUCAGAGGUGUGCUGGACCUUCUUUGUGCGCUGCAACGAGGAGCCUCUCUGGCGCGAGUUGUGCUUGCGUCCGCCGUACAUCGACGUGCAGCGGAAACUCGGUCUCUUCACCUUCAGGGGCUCAUGGAAGUACACCGUCUGUGCCUAUCGUGCGGAGCGCGCCGGAACUGACCGACAGAGCAGCCGCUCCAGCACCGUUGUUCUGGCUCAGUCACGGAGUAUUGCUGAUGCCUCGCUGCGCUUCAAUGUCUUCCUCCCUCGUAUUGUGUCCUGCCUACAGGCGAACGGGGAGAUGCGCAGUGACGACAGUGCAGUUUGGAUGGAUCAGUUGUGCAGUCCCUGUGCCGCGGGCACCAGCGCCGCGAGUGAGGUGUCAGCGGGACUUGGCAACGGACGCGACGAAGGUGCGGCAGAAUCCGCCGUGGGAGUAGAGAUGAGUGUCAAAGUGUGGCAAGAAAAUGUUCUUGGAAAGCUCUAUGCACCAACGCUAGCCGUGAAGUACCUCAGUCUAUCUGUCGGCGCCAUCAACUACUUCAUGCACGAUGGCACCUUCCUGCGGCCUCCCUUUCAGGCGCUUCGCCAGUCCCAGUACCGCCUCGUGCGGCCACACACGGAGUUCACCGACUACAACUGGUACGGUACCUGCCUGCUGGAUCUCGUGCCACUCCCGCAGUGGUGCACCAAUGUGCAGUUCUUUGCCACUCUUCGCUGGAAGACCUCUUGCCGCACGCGCCAUCCGCAGUGUUGUGGUCACGCCACCGCUCCCGUCGACGACACCGGCGGCGUGCGAGCCCCGCUGCACCUGCCUGACGAGUUGCGCGGCGUGCCGGGUGUUGUGGACCGCCGCUAUAGGCUUAGCGUCGAUGCGUUCCAGCGGGAGUACGAGGCGCCGAACAUCCCCGUGGUGCUCACCGGCUGCAUGGAGGACUGGCCUGCGCGUGACACGUGGCAGGACAUACACUUCUUUCGCCGCUUUGCCUCUGAGGCGCUCAUGGCGAACGGAAGGACGGCAGAUGGUCGCCGUUUUCGCAUGUCGGCGGCGGAUUACCUUGCCUAUGAGGUCGCCACCAACGCUGAGAAGCCGAUGUACGUCUUUGACAAGACAGUACUGCGGAAAUCCACCGCCCUGCGGGCAGACUACGCGGUUCCGCCCUACUUUGCGGAGGACUUCUUUGCGUACAUGACCGAGGAGGAUCGCCCCGACUACCGAUGGCUCCUUGUCGGCCCUGACGGCAGCGGUAGCCCUUUCCACACAGAUCCGCAUGGGACAUCUGCAUGGAAUGCCGUGCUGAGCGGUUGCAAGCGGGUGACGUUUUACCCUCCACACGUCGUGCCACCGGGCGUCGAGGAGGAGUGGAUACACAGCGACUACUACGCAUCAGAGCCGUGCCUGCAGUGGUACCGCACGCGAGGCGACUCAAUGCCGAGCGGCUCGGCGGUGCGCGGCACCUUCAGCAAGGAGCACGUCGGCGAGGCCUAUAAUGGUUCUGCGAGUGAGCUUCUACCUGUCGAGGCGUUGGUGUUCCCAGGCGACCUUGUCUUCAUUCCAAGUGGCUGGUGGCACCAGGUGCUCAACAUUGGCCACACGGUCGCCGUGACGCAUAACGUUUGCUCCCGCCUUACGUUUCCUCGUGUUGUGGCUGACAUGAACACGUACGCAGAUCGAUCAGUGCGGAAGAAGUUCCAGUGUGCGCUUCGGCGUGCAGGACGCGACGAGUUGGCCGUGCAGCUGCGUGUUCCAGGCGCAUAG